Messenger RNA from Drosophila eugracilis, 1985 nucleotides. Its product is annotated as fibrous sheath CABYR-binding protein. Bases 1 to 1170 code for a protein of 389 amino acids. The record is from RefSeq and is a predicted model, not a curated record. Gene Ontology annotation, biological process: negative regulation of oxidative stress-induced intrinsic apoptotic signaling pathway. NCBI's taxonomy places the organism in Eukaryota, Metazoa, Arthropoda, Insecta, Diptera, Drosophilidae. The transcript has 3 exons.
AUGUUCGAGAAUUCACUGUUGAUUAUCAAGCCGGACUAUCUGCAUAAGCGGCGUCCGGUGCUUUUGAAAUUGCUGUCUGAGGGAUUCCAGCUUCAGGGUAAUCGAAGGAUUGCCUUUUCCCCGGAAACCGCGGCCGAGUUUUAUGCCGAUUAUGCCGAUGAAAAGGGCUUUAUGCUGGAGGUCAUUCUGCUUUCGAAGGGCGUUUCUGAAGCAUUCAUAGUUACCAAGGAGAACGGCUUUCAGGACCUGCUCAACAUCAUGAUUUGUUAUUUUGGUUCGGCAUCAGAUCUGGAACGCAAUAUCCACGUUACAAAGAAUAGUUUCAGCGUUGCCCGUGAGAUAAACUUUAUUUUUCCCAACUAUAUUCAUGAGCCCCAUCAGAUGUUCGACCACAAUAACUUCUGCAAUCGACCGAUGCUGAAGCCGUUGAUGCAGGAGAUCUACGAUGUAAUGCAGAAUGAAGACUGCAGCCAGGAGAACUGGAAGGUGCGCUUGUCGGAUUACCUGGUGCGCAGCAACCCAAAGAUGCCGCAAAUCAGCAACCAGUGUCAACAGAGGCCGGAUGUGGGCAUCCAGGACAAAUCGCAGCAGACCACUAUGACCUAUGCCCCCAAGCCCAGUGCUAGGGGUGUUCAACCACGUGCCAAAAAGACCCAGAGUAGCAGUUCACCAUUGUCCACCACAUCACCACACUCUUCGAUGCUGCUCUCAUCUUCUUCGUGUGUCACAUGUGGCGGAUUCGAGAGGACUGAGACUUGUAUCUCGGAGUUGGAUCUGAAUAAGCGAGUGGAGCCGCAUGAUGCCGAAGAAGUUUGCGUAGACGAGGAGAUCCUGUGGAAGGAGGUGGUGGUUUUGGAGGAAAUCCAGCCGGAGGAGGAGCAGGAGUCCAAGGAGGCGCACAUUUUCGACAUGGAUGAAGAGCAAGAAGGGGAGGCAGGUGUCUCGGAUGUCGAAUCAGAUAAGAGUGUUCAUGAAGCAGCGCCACCACCAGCCAAAGAGGAGGAGUCAGAUGAGGAAGGUGCCGCUGAGCCAGUCGAAGCUGCCGCAGCUCCAGAAGUGGUUCCUCCUGCGGAAGUUGCAGAAGUUCCCCCUCCGGCUCCAGAAGCUCCUCCAGCAGAGGCAGCCCCUCCAGCUGAGGAAGCUCCUCCAGCCGAAGAACAGGCCGAAUAGAUUCAGUUUCCUAGUACACCUGUUGCCCCAAUAUUUGUUUGUUGUAGCAUAGAAAAAAUGGUCAGAAAAGCGCGCAAUUUUUGCCACACCGACAACUGCACCAGCACCAGUGGAAACCACCUUCGAAUGGCAAUUGCGCACUCUCAGAAUUUCGGUAGGAGGGUUCCAAAUGCUGGCCCUGCAGUUUUUUGCCCCCAGAAAGUGCAUCCCACACGGCAGCAACAUCAACAGGAGCAACAGCUUUUUAGCCUCCAACUUUCCGGCAGCAAAAUGGCACUGUUUUUUCUCCCUUUCAAGUGGCCAAUAAAAAAACGUAGAACAAUAAAACAAUGAAAUCAAAAUAAAUUUAUGGGCCAACUUUCAGCGGAAAAGUGGGUGUUGCAUGUGGCACACUUUUUCGCGGUGCAAAAUGCCCUGCAAUGGUGCUGCCAUUAACCCAAUUAAAGGGAUAACUAUAGACUGCGUGGGUUAAUUACAAUAAAUUGGCGUUUUAUCGAUCUUUUAUUAACUUUGAUCAAAAAUGGUAGUUGCAUUUUUAAAGCUUAUUUAUUUACUUCACUUAAGAUAAUACUAAGCAUAAACUGAAUCUUAGCUUAUAAUUAAACUGUACAUCUUUAAAACAUAGGUGAUAAUCUACCUGUCGCAGGAGAGUGCUCACUAAUGAGCUGCACAGUGGUUCCAAUUUUAGAGAUUAAGCAAAAUUAUAGUAAAACUAUAUUUUAAAUGGAUAUAUACUAUAUGGUUAAUUAAAAGCCCUCGAAAAUGAGUUCAAGUUUCUUUCGUAACUCUUAUUCGGAUCUUGCGUUUUUCAUUUU